AUGACAGAGACUUCACAUCUAACUAUCUGCAAAUUCCACAAAAUUGUAGCUCAAACAACCUGCAAGAAUGGCUUGGGACGUGUACUCUACGAGCGUUUACCUAAUCAGCAACUGCAAGGCUAUGACGAUGAUGUUGUACGCGAUACAGCACCACCUUUUCGUGUGUUAGAGAAAUGUCAAGAUCUCUGCCUACGCGAUCGUACCGGUACAAAUAAUUUAGUGCGCACAUGUACUAGUUUCGACUUUCAGCCAGGCAGUCGCAUUACAUCGUUUGGCGGUAAUGAGUACGAAGAAUCGCUUUGUUACCUAACAUCCGAGCAAGCCGGACCUGAGGGUAUCGGUAGCUUAAUGCUGGUGCCAAACAGUGUACACUUCAAUGAAAUUUGUUUGACAUCCAGUCGUCCUGAAAGAGAAUGCCCGAGUCGUCGUUACGUCUUUGAGCGCCAUCCACGCAAAAAAUUGAAACUGCCCAUUUCGGACAUAAAAGAGAUUACGGCGGCAAAUCGUUCAGACUGCGAAGACAAGUGCCUGAACGAGUUCUCGUUUGUAUGUCGUUCAGCAAAUUUUGACUCUACGAUGCGUUCCUGUACGCUAAGCAGAUUCACACGGCGCACGCAUCCAGAGUUAAUGGAGGACGAUGCGAAUUCGGAUUAUUUGGAAAAUACUUGUUUAAAUGCUGAACGACGAUGCGAUGGGUUGGCUGUUUUCGUUAAGGAAGAAAACAAGCGUUUGGGCGGACCAUUUGAGGUUGACAUAUUCCACAACAUGACUUUGGAGGAGUGUCAAACGAUGUGUUUGCGUGCUGAAAAGUAUUUUUGUCGUUCAGUGGAGUUUGAUGAUCAAACAAAACAGUGCAUACUCUCAGAAGAAGAUUCAAUAUCACAGAAGGAUGACAUAAGCAUAAGCUCCAGUCCAUCCCAUAAUUUUUAUGAUCUUGUUUGUCUUGAUAACCAACGUGCUACCGAUUACCCUGAUAACUCAGUCACAUCGCAUCUAUUUUCGAGCGGGCGUCGACCAGAUACUGCUUUUCAACGUUACCGCAAUUCCAGACUUGGUGGUGAAUUUCAUUCUGAGAUAACAGGACGUUCACUAAGCGAGUGCUUAGAUGAAUGCCUAAGGCAAACUAGCUUCCAAUGCAGAUCGGCUGUGUACAGUGAUCGCUUUCGUACUUGCCGCUUGAGCCGGUACAAUCAAAAGGAUGGCAUGCGCAUUAUAUAUGAUGCCGAUUACGAUUACUACGAGAAUUUAAUGCUGAAUGUUGUUGGUGGUGGAGAUGAUGGCCACAGUGGUACUGGUACAAAUAAUGGCCAUCGACCUGGUGACCAAAGUGGAACAAAUUGGCGCCCACCAAACAAAGAUGAUGAUCGUUACGGUGGUAAUCGCUUUGGGCAAAAUAGUGGUGGCAAUGACGUCGGGCGACCAUAUGAUCGCUAUCCUGAAACAAAUCCUAAUGAUUACGAUCGUGAUCGAUAUGGAGGCGAUAGAGAUCGAGAUCGUGGACGUUAUCCAACCGGUGGUGGAGGCGUAUAUGAUGAUGAACGUUACCCUCCAGAUACAGAUCGUAAUCGUUUUCCUGCAGAUCGUGAUCGUGACCGCGAUCGUGAUCGUUAUCCAGACAGAGGAGCUGGACGUUAUCCAGAUGAUGAACGUUAUCCUCCCCGUGAUCGAUACGCUGAUCGUUAUCCCGAUAGAUUUGGUAGUGAUGGUGAUCGUAAUCGUGAUCGUGAUCGUGAUCGUUAUCCAGAUCGAUACCCAGAUCGCUUUCCAGAUACUUAUGGUGAUCGCGAUCGGGAUCGUGAGCGUUAUCCAAAUGAUGGUAGAUAUCCGUCGCAAGAUCCUUAUCGACCAUACCGCCCAUUAGACCGCUUCCCACCUAUAAGGGAUAACAGCUUACCAAAUGAUUUGCCGCAUACACGUCCAUAUCCACCUGGUGAAGAUAAUUUAUAUAGACCCUAUGGACAAAGUGGUGGUUACCCAGAUGAUCGUUAUGCAAAUCGCUAUCCAUCGCGCUAUCCAACUACUCGUGAACCAAUUGGUGGUUACAGUGGGCGAGAUGCGCCUGAUAACAUAUUUCCUGAUAGACGUUUUCGUCCUUCAUCAUAUGAUUCAAGAAGGUAUCCACUUAUACGUGGCGGCUCUGUACGUUAUGAUGCAGAUGGUCGAUAUCCAACUGAUGACAUAGUACAUAGUGCACACAGACCUGAACCUGAUUCAGUAAAGCGUUUUCCACCAGCACCACUUGUGCCACCAUUAACAUCUAACAAAUAUCCAACUUCUCCAAAUCGAUUCCCGGUAGGUAAUGAUCGUUAUCCAAUCGACAUAUACAAAUAUGGUAAUCGAUUUGGUGCCAGCGGUGUCGAACGUCCAGGUUAUGAUCGACCUCCACCCUAUUACGAUCUAGAAUAUGAAGAUCGUUAUGAUGACAGAUAUGGUCGUCCAUAUGAUCGUGAGUAUGAUGUGCCGAUAGGUCGACGUCCAAUUGCAAAUGGUGGUUAUCCACCAUUCGAAAGUCCUUUCAACCGUCCAUACCAUGGUGGAGCCUUACCACCAUUAGCAGAUGAUCGUCCAUUACCGGGUGGCAUACCACCACCGCCUGGGUCACAUUACGGUGGAGGACUUGGCGGGGGUGGUGCACCACGACCGCCAAUAACACGUUGUGAAGAGAGUGAUAACUUUAAACAAGUUGCAGCAAGGCAUAAAAUGCGCAGACAUUUUGUGCGUCGUGCUUUAACUGUGCCAUCUUUGAUACAAUGUGAACGUGAAUGUAUUGAAAGUAGAGAUUUCGUAUGUCGCAGCUUUAAUUACAGAGAUGCUGCAGCUUCUGGUUAUGACGAACGCGAUUCACCCAACUGUGAAUUGAGUGACAGAGAUUCACGUGAGUUAGAUGUACAUGAUCCAAAUUCAUUUGAUAGCGCCAAUUAUGAUUUUUACGAACGUAGUUUGGGACGAAGUGACGGAGAGUGUAUGGAUGUAACCCAAACAUGCAAUGAGGAAGGAAUGGAGUUUACAAUACGUACACCAGAAGGCUUCAUAGGACGUAUUUACACCUACGGCUACUAUGAUAGAUGUUUUUUCCGUGGUAAUGGCGGCACAGUAAAUGUUUUGCGCAUAAGUGGACCACAGGGUUAUCCAGACUGUGGAACACAGCGAUAUGGCGACACCUUAACCAACAUUGUUGUUGUACAAUUUUCUGAUAAUGUGCAAACAAGUCGUGAUAAACGUUAUAACUUAACGUGCGUUUUCCGUGGACCUGGAGAGGCAGUUGUCACAUCUGGUUAUAUUGGGGCAGGUCUUAUUAAUGAUGAUAGAUCUGGCAGCCCGAUACCAAUAGAGUAUCUGCCCGCCGAAAACACCUUAAGCUCUAAGGUACGUUUGAUGAUUUUGUACCAAGGCAGACCAACGACAACAAUUGCAGUUGGUGACCCACUCACAUUCCGUUUGGAAGCACAAGAUGGAUACAAUCAUGUGACAGAUAUUUUCGCAACAAAUGUCGUAGCUAGAGAUCCAUAUUCAGGACGUAGCAUACAGCUCAUCGAUCGCUUCGGUUGUCCGGUGGACCCUUAUGUAUUUCCUGAAUUGGACAAAUUGCGUGAUGGCGAUACGUUAGAGGCACGUUUCAAUGCUUUUAAAAUUCCAGAAUCUAAUUUCUUGGUCUUUGAAGCUACUGUACGAACUUGUCGUGAUGGCUGUCAGCCGGCGUAUUGUCCUGGUCCCGCAGGCCGGCAAGAGCCGUCAUUUGGCAGAAGACGACGUUCAUUAAAUCAUACUGAAAUUAUUACUGAUAUGGAAAAUACUGUGGCAGAACAAUUAAUAGACGAUGUCACAGAAAUCAAUAGCACUACAGUUACUACAUCUACAAUGGGGGAUAUUAAGAAAAAUGCGACUGAAGCUGCAGAAAAACCUAUAGAAGUAGAAGAACCAGAGCAAGUGAGAGAAAUGAUUGAGGUUUUCGAAACGCGAGAAGAAAUAGAAAAGGAAUCUUAUCCACGCAAAUUAGUAGCACCUAUGGAAACGGUUUGUAUGUCGCCAUCAGAAUAUCAUGGAUUGAUAACAGCUAUCAUAUUACUAAUGAUAUUGCUGUUUAGUAUUACAUUAGUUUCUGGACUGGGCUAUAGACGUUAUUGGAAGACAAUGUCUAAAAAUCGUAUCGCAGAUCGUCAUUCACCGAUCCAUUCACUUGGUGGACUUUCUUCUUCUAUUCGAACACAUGAACGUUUUAGUGAAAUAGGUCAAUCGACUAGUGGAAACUCGAAUACGACAGCUAAUCGUACUGCAAAUGCUUUCCGGACAAACAUGUCCAUGUUCGGAGGCAGCUUACACAAAACAUUUGCUACUGGAAAUCUAGCGCGUAUGUGUCAAUUACCAGUUAUGAAUCCUAUGCGCAGUAAUAACAACACCAAUCAUCAGUUUGAAGACCCCAGUGAACCAAUUUAUACUGAUCCAUCACUGUUUGAGCGUUCGAGAUCACUACGGAGUUUAACUAUGGAAGGCGAACCAGAGGAACGGCAUGAUGUUUAGAACUUAUCUAUAAUAUAUAAAAAAACUAAAUAAAAACAUAUUUGCAUUUUGCUAAGUUUACGUAGAAUUAAGCUGAA
Teleopsis dalmanni is the source of this 4595-nucleotide messenger RNA. RefSeq lists its product as uncharacterized. Bases 1 to 4518 code for a protein of 1505 amino acids. NCBI's taxonomy places the organism in Eukaryota, Metazoa, Arthropoda, Insecta, Diptera, Diopsidae. The record is from RefSeq and is a predicted model, not a curated record. The transcript has 23 exons.